Paramecium sonneborni is the source of this 547-nucleotide messenger RNA. The record is from the annotation of a GenBank genome assembly. NCBI's taxonomy places the organism in Eukaryota, Ciliophora, Oligohymenophorea, Peniculida, Parameciidae.
AAUUAUUCAAAUGGAAUAUAAUCAAAAUAACUAAUAUGGAUAAGUCUCAGGUUAAUAAGGAGGCUAUCCUUAUCAAUAGCCUUAUCCAUAAUAAAAUAUGUAUAACCAACCUUAAGCUUAUCCUAAUUAUCAAUAACCUCCACCAUAUUUAGACCCAAAUAUUCCUGUUGGAUAACCAGUUAAUCAACCCUAAUAUGGAAACUAUUAGUAAGCGAAUAUGUAGUAGUAUGAUAUUAUAAAAUUAUAAAGCUAAUCUGGUUUUGUACCUAAUGGUCCUAUAUAUACAGCAGCACCUAUUUUACGUAGUGCUGAUGGAAUGAGAUUUCCAGUUUAAAUUUAAUGUCCAUAUUGUAAUCAGAGCUGUGUCACAAGAAUUGAACAUAGAGUUGGUGAUGGCACAAUAUGUGCUUCUAUUUUAGUUUUAAUAUUUUGCUGGCCCUUAUUCUGGCUUCCUUGCUGUUUAUAAGACUGUUAAGAUAGAGUUCAUAUUUGUACUCAUUGUCAAAAAUGUGUUGGAAAGAAAAAGUAUGAAGUUUGUUGACGACUU